AUGUCAUGGGCUGACCUAUAUGCUUACUUCUCCAAAGAAGUGGAAGGCGGCGUGAGCGCCAAGUCGGUGGAUGCCCUGUUCAAGUCGCUGGACCGUUCGUCGCGCGGGUCGGUCACGUUACAGGAGUUCACCGAGGUGGUCACACAACGCUUGAGCUCCCUGCGCGCUGAGAAGGAGCUGGAGAUGCGACUUGCGGAGCGUGUGCCCCGCAUCCACGUGGUUCCCGGUUCGAACCGCCUUAACUGCGUUGCUAAGACCGAGGUGUUCAGAGUGCAGGUAGUCACCCGACCCAUGGUCCGUGAGCUGGGCCAGGUGUGGGCUGAGAUGGACGCCGACCGUGACGGCCGUGUCAGCAUCGCAGACCUCCGCCGCUACUUCACGCGCACUCAACCGGGGUUGCUGCCCUUCCUGACAUCCAUCUUCCGGGCGAUCGAGGGCAAGGGCCGGACGGGCAUGGUCACUUUCCAGCACCUCCUGAAGGCACUGUACCCGGAGGCCUCUCCCGCCGACCUGCGCACAUUGCAGGCCAUGUCCACCAGCCGCAAGUCCCGUCUCGCGGCGGCGGCGGCCGAGGCGGCGGCCAAUGACAAGCUACUGGCGGAGAUCCAGGGCGUCUUCUCGGUGUUUGAUGAUGACCAGCGUGGAGAGCUUGACGAGGAAGAGUUCGUGAGCGCCAUGGAGCUCACAGGUCACACCAAGGAGGAAGCUAAAGGGAUGUUUAAGGCGAUAGAUGCCGAGGGCAGCGGCGUGGUGCGUUGGGCCGCUUUCCGCAAGUGGUACACUAGCAGCUAUUCAAGGUUCAUGGAGGAGGCCCAGCGCAAAAUGCUGGAAGAGGGUGCGGAGUAG
Messenger RNA from Volvox carteri f. nagariensis, 846 nucleotides. RefSeq lists its product as uncharacterized. Lineage: Eukaryota; Viridiplantae; Chlorophyta; Chlorophyceae; Chlamydomonadales; Volvocaceae. Gene Ontology annotation, molecular function: calcium ion binding. The record is from RefSeq and is a predicted model, not a curated record. The transcript has 9 exons. The coding region runs from base 1 to 846 and encodes 281 amino acids.